Nicotiana tabacum (common tobacco) is the source of this 1074-nucleotide messenger RNA. NCBI's taxonomy places the organism in Eukaryota, Viridiplantae, Streptophyta, Magnoliopsida, Solanales, Solanaceae. The record is from RefSeq and is a predicted model, not a curated record.
AUGGAGGAAAUGAAAAAUGAGAACAAGGCACCUCAGGAUCAAAUGAAAGAGCACCAAGAAAGGGUCAAUAAAAUACCGGGAGCUCCUAAGUUAUUGCUAAAGAGAGAUGCCGGUCGGUUCGUUGAGCAACCGUACAGUGAUAGUGCUGCCUUACAUGUCAAACCAAAAACUUUCAAAAUGACGCCUUACCUGAAAAUAUACGAAGGCAAUGACCUCGUCAAAGAACAAGUAUCCUCCAUUCUGCUGAAGAAAUUCAGCGAAACCCUCACGGGAGGGGAAUUAACCUGGUACUCGCAACUGCCAGCUCAUUCCAUCGAAACCUUCGAGGAAAUGGCCGAUAAGUUCGUGAUGGCCCAUGCCGGGGCCAAGAAGGCCGAGGAAAGAGUGAAUGAUAUCUUUGAUAUCAAACAGUACCCGAGAGAAGGACUGAGGGACUUCCUCGCCUUUUUCAACCAAGUAAGAAUGACUUUGCCCAAUGUAUCAGAAGGAAUAGAGGUAGCCGCUUUUCAAAAUGGGCUAAACAGAAAUGACGAAGACGACCUCAAUGGGCCGACUCAUCUACUGACCUCAGUACAAGCAGAAUCCAGGAAAGAUCGGAGAAGUGAUAUCAAAAUAGAUCCAGCAACCUCAUGGCCAAACCGGGAAUCGCAUCUCCCAUAUGUCAGAACUACCGUUGUAUCCUCACCUCGCCAUGAAGAAGGCCCACCCCGAUCAAGAACAUGGACUCACCCGAAUGAAAGAGAGAUCGUCUACGCCUUGGAGAAGCUUGGACUAAAGGUUAAGUGGCCACAAAGGAUGAGGUCGGACACGAAUACCAAAAAAUCAGACGCCCUCUGCGAGUUCCAUCAAGAGCAAGGACACAAAACUAAAGAUUGCAUCACCCUAAGACAGGAGGUCGUAAACAUGCUGCGACAGGGACACCUCAAAGAAUUGUUGAGCGAUCGAGGAAGGACCAACUUUGCCAGGGGACGCGAACAACAUCAAGGGCCGCUGAAGCCAUCCUCGCCAGCCCGCACCAUCCAUUUGAUCAUCGGAGGUGGAGACGAUGCUUCCAUCAACAGCAUACCGACGUAA